Messenger RNA from Knipowitschia caucasica, 201 nucleotides. The record is from the annotation of a GenBank genome assembly. NCBI's taxonomy places the organism in Eukaryota, Metazoa, Chordata, Actinopteri, Gobiiformes, Gobiidae.
AUGCCCGAUAAGACAGCGAGGGAAUCCAGAGAGAUGGUGGAGGUGGAGAAGCGACAGGACGGUGUUUGGAGGUGCAGCAGCUGUACACGGGAGCGGGAGGACUCAGGGGAGGAGGAGGAGGAGGAGAGAGGAAGAGGAGGAGGAGAGAGGAACAACCUGUCGAGAUGCAGCGCGAACGCAAAGGAGGAUGAAGCCCUCUAG